AUGGCAGGGCCGGUAGGUAAAUAUUCAUCAGCGAUGAAUCAGACCUCUUCUGCACUGGUGCGGCAGCACCGGGUCGAGAUGUGGGGCUACGCUGCUCACCGUCCUUCUGCAUACAAACAAAAACACUCCGUUACCGUUUGCGUCUGCUACAUUACGUUCCCAGACGAAACAGGGAAGCCCGAUGCCAGCGAGCCUGCCAGAAGCUUUUUUACCAAGAUACUCCAUCAAAGCGCGUUCAGUGGUGCAGAGGAAGAGAAGAUCAAGCAGGCAGUGGGGACAUUUUGCAGUAACCAGCCUUUUGCUCUGGAGAUCAUCAAGACCAAGCAGAAGAAAGAUUCGAGGUUUAUCUCAUUCAUUCAGGAGGCAGAAAGUAACAGACUGUGCCGCAGACUGCAGCUUAAGGACAUCAUUCCUGUAGAGAUGCUCCGUCUUACAAAAUACCCCCUGCUUCUAGACAACAUCGUCAAGUACACAGAAGACUAUCAAAGAAGAUUGGACCUCUCGUCUCUGAAGCAGACAGACAACCCCAUGAUCCUCGAGCUAAAGAACCUGGAUCUAACCAAGAAGACGAUGUUGCAUGAGGGUCCCCUGUCGUGGAAGGUGAACAAGGACAAGACUAUUGAGUUGUACACGCUCCUCCUGGAGGACAUUCUGGUUCUGCUGCAGAAACAGGACGAGCGUCUGAUCCUGAAGUGUCACAGCAAAAACCUGUCGGGCACCGCAGACACCAAACACAUCUUCAGCCCCAUCAUCAAACUCAGCACUGUGCUAGUGCGUUCUGUGGCUACAGACAACAGAUCGUUUUUCGUCCUCUCCAUGUCAGACAAUGGUGCCCAGAUCUAUGAGCUAAUGGCACCCACAGUUUCUGAUCAGAAAACGUGGCAGGCUCUGAUUUCCCAGAGAGCAGACGUCAUUAAAGUCAAGCCCCACAGCGUCAUACCUUUACCUCAAACUGAUGGGGAGAGGGAUGGUGUGGAGAUCAUAACGGCAGGGGUUUCCAGGUUGAGUAGAGACCCAGACCGCACAUCCACCGGCAGCACUCAGUCCACAGACAAAGAGAGCAGUUCAGCCUCCAGAGGAGCUCUGCAGAGUUCCCUACCCAGUAGCAACCCAUUCGAGGAGGUGAAGGCAGAUGAGGAAGAGGAAGAGGGAUUUGUUGGCCCAGAGCUAGCUUAUCAAGUAGCGGAGAACAGCAGAGGAGACUCGUUUGAUGUGUUUCCCUCCAGGGCAGACGAAGCUCUGAAAACAUGUAAGUACGCUGAAACAUAA
Molecule: messenger RNA, 1269 nt
Organism: Menidia menidia (Atlantic silverside)
Lineage: Eukaryota; Metazoa; Chordata; Actinopteri; Atheriniformes; Atherinopsidae
Source: the annotation of a GenBank genome assembly